UUGGAAACAGGUGUUUUGUUAUUCAUAAUUACUUUCCGACAUUAGAAAUCUAAAUAGUCAAUGAAAGAUCUGGAGUUGCUCAUAAUGGACAUUUAUGUGUAUUCAAUUCAAAUUAAAGCGAUUUAACCGAGAGCGUCUCGAAGCUGUUGUAUGCACUAGCGAAACUCAGUUUGCUUUAUAAACAAACCUGGCGACUCGACAGUCUACACUGUUUAACCAUUUAGUUUAGAAUACUACAACUACUUAAGUGUUUUGAACUUCGAUCUUUCUCAGGAGAUAGUAACCCAUCCGCGGUAAAAGGAGUACAUCUUAUCAAUAAAAAGGAAGAUAAAGAAGACUGCAGAGAUGUCCCGCAGGUAUUCUAACUAUCCACGAAGUGACGCCACUACCCCUGGAAAAAGAGUUCGGGGGUCAAUUGCAGGGGCCAGGUUUGCGCAUGGUUUCAAGUCAGGAUCUGGUCCUAUAGCCGAUCCCGGGGCAGCGCUGGAAAUUACCUCCAUAGGCGAUAGAUCGAACGACAUGCCGCGAAAAGCAUACCGGAUGGAAAAUACCUAUAAACUAGAACCGGAUGAGGAUAAAGUUUUCCGGGUGUGUGAUGUGGAGAAGCUUGCUGAAGCUGUGUUAGCGGAACAUUUAGCUAAGAUUGAGUAUGACCCCGUCAAAUGUCGGGACGUCAGUCAAACUGUGGCCGUGGAUAUUUUAGAUAGAGUUAAACAAAUGGGAUUUAAGCGAUAUAAAAUCGUCACAAAUGUAAGCAUCGGCUCACUGAAGGAAAAACCAGGUAUGCAGUUCGGAAGUCGAUGUUUAUGGAAUAAAAACACGGACAAUUUCGUUAGUGUUAAAUAUUCCAACUCGUCCAUUUUUGCAGUGGCCAUGAUCUAUGGACUAUACUUUGAUUAAUAUAAGAAUUACGGACCUAUUAAGUGGUGCAUCCGUUUUGUGCAGUAUUUUGUUCUUACACAGACUGUAUAGACAUACUGCCUCAGGUAUCUUGCCAAAGUUUUGAUAAAACCUUUGUGCUUUUUUACAAA
Saccostrea cuccullata (small rock oyster) is the source of this 1031-nucleotide messenger RNA. RefSeq names its product dynein light chain Tctex-type 5-like. Gene Ontology annotation, biological process: microtubule-based movement. Bases 346 to 900 code for a protein of 184 amino acids. Gene Ontology annotation, cellular component: cytoplasm; cytoplasmic dynein complex. The record is from RefSeq and is a predicted model, not a curated record. Gene Ontology annotation, molecular function: dynein intermediate chain binding. NCBI's taxonomy places the organism in Eukaryota, Metazoa, Mollusca, Bivalvia, Ostreida, Ostreidae. The transcript has a single exon.